This is a messenger RNA of Bolinopsis microptera, 4425 nucleotides long. RefSeq lists its product as uncharacterized. Gene Ontology annotation, biological process: hormone-mediated signaling pathway; activation of adenylate cyclase activity; adenylate cyclase-activating G protein-coupled receptor signaling pathway. Bases 229 to 4044 code for a protein of 1271 amino acids. The record is from RefSeq and is a predicted model, not a curated record. Gene Ontology annotation, cellular component: plasma membrane. The transcript is spliced from 7 exons. Lineage: Eukaryota; Metazoa; Ctenophora; Tentaculata; Lobata; Bolinopsidae. Gene Ontology annotation, molecular function: protein binding; G protein-coupled peptide receptor activity.
UCUACGUGAUUUUCAUUUUACGAUUUUUUUUCUUUAUCUGUUCCUGCCGGAGUAAUUCGCCUUGCUGCUCGUUUUAUAUGUUUUUAUAGGGUUUAUAUAGAGUUGUUUUGACCGUACAUUUCAACGCUUAUCAUAUGAUUAGCACUGCACUUCUUCACUUGCUCACUUGUUAAUUAAAAAGGGUAUGCGAAGUGUUAAAGAAAUUAAUUCAUAGAAGCAUCUCAGGCCAUGGGCUUAACGAGACGACGGAUUACAUUGGUGCUGCAGAUUUUAUUUCUGAUUAUAGGAGUUACAGUCAGUUUUAGUUUUACAACAUCAACAACAAAAAAAGCAUCUGAAGCUCCAACUUGGGAUAAGUUUUUUGCUGGUACACUUGCACCAACGGCGAAAAAAGAUGAUUUUGGAAUGACUUACCCUAGAUCAGAACGUCCAACAUGGAAUAAAUUCUCUGCAGGAAAUGAACCUUCAUGGAUUACAUAUCCUGAAUCCGAAGGUCCAACAUGGAAUAAAUUUUCUGCAGCUACAACUGGGCUAACGCCGAUAAAAGACAAUCUAAGGAUCACAUUUCCUGCUGUAGAUGUACCAACAGUGAAAAACGAGGAUUCAGGGAAAGACUUUCCUAAUGAGCACAAAAGUAUUCCUUUAACGAUCUCUGCUACUGAUCCAGUAACUGAGGAUCAUAACCUUCAAGUCACAACACCAUCAGGAGAGUUGAAGAGAUGGAGAAAGGAUGGCAGGUGUGGAGAGGGACACCUCCAACCAGAUGGGCGAGAAGCAGAGUGUGAUCCAGACAGUCAGACCCCCUGCUGUGAUGCUUGGGGUUGGUGCGGGAGGAGAGAUGACCAGUGUUGCUGUCCCUACUGCAUCGACUACAGAGUCGUCAGAGAUAUACAACAAUCAGGGGAUUCGUGUACUGUGACAGCCAUUGGAGGGUUCCUUAAAAACGUGUGCACUGGAAAUGAAGCAGAAAACUGGUACUACUUCAAGUGUGCGCAUUCUAAUGUGAGCUAUAACAGCUACCUUGAGUACGAUAGCGGCUCCGCCAGUUAUACUCUCCGAAAUGUGUCCCUUGUUUGUGAAAACGACCCCUACUCAUAUCAGGCAUGUGGUUUUAACACGGGGACAACUAACACAGACGUGAUGUGCGGAGGUUACUUUUGUCAGAACGACAUAUCAGGCAAUGAGACAACUAGCAGUUUUGUAAAGUGUGAUAAAGAUUGCGGUUCUAGAGAAUGUCCCAUCUCAUCAACAGACGCUGACCCCACCACCGCCGCCAUUGAAACAACCUCCUCAAAACACUGUGAUGAUCACUGUGACCAAUGGUACUGUAAAGAUGAGGGUGACUGUAAUGGUUACAGAUAUGGGAUCUUCUGUGCUGUGUCCGAGAGACAAAUGUAUGUGCCUGCUCGUGCAGUGUGUGAUGGAUUCCCCAUCUGUGAUUUCUUGGAGGACGAACAAGACUGUAAUGUAACAGACACCACUCUGUCUUCUUGCUACCACUACGGACGUGUAUCCCAGAUGGAUGAUUACACCAUAGUCCCUAUAUUAAACUACACGAGAUGCACUGUGCUUGACGGAAAAGGUAACCAUCCGUAUUGUCUCGACUAUAUGGAUCAGACAAACUGCACGGAUAUUGAGAGAGUAGGAGGUUAUUGCCAUGUCAACGGGUUGCCGUCUAGUGUUUCCAAGUAUGUGGUAUGCCGAGACAACGACCCUGAUGGAAAUCUACCGGUUCGUGUAUGUGACAAUGGCUUAGAAAAUGUGUGCGUCUCACCGUCAGAUUCAGUACCUUGCAAGGUGCACAAACACAGGAUGUGUGAUGGGGUUGCUGACUGUCCUGAUGGCAGUGAUGAGUAUAAUGACAUGUGCAACACGAUGACUGCAGAUCACCACUGCAAACGCUCCUUUGGUAUAGCACGUGCAUUGCCCUACCCUGUUGCCUGGAUACUCGAUUUCGAGGUGGAUUGUAUUGAUGGGUUGGAUGAAGAUCCAGAGAAAUGGACAUUUUGUGGCAACAGAACUGACGGAACACUACGAGUAAAGACUGGAAAUGAAGAGCUUUGCGAAAAUGUGUUUCUCUGUCCUGGAGAAGCAACCCCAUUCGUUCAACUUGACCACCUUUGCGAUGGUAUUGAGUCUUGUAGAGUUGAAACCUCAGUUUGCCAGAUUGCUAUAGCACUGCCACUCGUUAACACAACUGUAUUGCAUCAGGGUGCAGUGAGAGAUUUAUGCCAGUCUAUUGAUCUCUCACAGAGUGAGUCAUGUGUUGUUAGGGAGUUCGUCAAACCCUCUGGUGCUGUGUUUGGAGCUGCAAGAAUGACAGUUCGAGUACCUCCAGCAAAAGUUGAUUGCAGAAAUGUCUUCGGAGAAGCUUAUGUAAUUUUGAGUUGUAUGAACCUCUGUCUCGAGUCGUCUUGCCCACUUGAAAACAAUCGUCUGAUUCACGAUUCGUGUCCAGACCAGUACCCCGGGAGAAUGUACACCCUGGCCAACAACUCUUACUUGACUUUUGUGACUAAAGAUCUAGAGGAAGGACAGUACGGACAGGAUUAUUUCCAGUGCGCUAAUACCAAAUGUAUCGAGUUUAGACAGGUUUGUGAUCUUGUUGAUGAUUGUGGAGACUUUUCUGACGAAAUAAAUUGCACGAACCAUAUGACCUGUGAAAAUACAGUGGGGUCGUUACAGAAACAGUUGGUAUCUGUAUCACAAACAUGUGACGGUAUACAUGAUUGUUACGACCUCUCUGACGAGUGUAAUGAACACUGUGGUACUAGAGAAAUACUAGGAAGCUGGGUCCUGAAAUGUGUUUGCUGGCUCAUGGGUAUCUUCGCAAUUCUCUUCAAUACUUUCGCUUUGGUAAAAGCCGCACUUUCCCUCAGAGACUCCCACUCAACAAGUCUUCUUAUACUUCACAGCAAGGUUCUCCUUAGUUUGAUAAGCAUAGGAGACUUCCUUGUGGGAGUAUAUUUGAUAUGGCUGUCUGUCUAUGACAGCAUAGUCUUUGGAAGUAGUUACUGUAGACACCAGGCUGAGUGGUUGACAAGUUCCACUUGCUCCACUUUGGGUGUUAUAAGCACGGUAGGGUUGCAGCUAUCCCUCUUUUCCAUGACAGCUUUGACCAUUGUGAGAUUUGUUGCCCUGUUCAGCCCUUCUAUGAGCAUAGCAAAGAGAAUAAACAAACAAACAAUUCUGAAGAUGCUUCCAACGAUGAUCGCCAUCAUUGCCGGAUCAUUCAUAGUGGCUUUGAUGCCUUUAGUACCUUCUCUGAAAGAUUACUUUGUCCAAGGCAUCUACUACGACCCUGCUUACAAAGUUUUUAUUGGCUUCCCUAACAAGGGGAAACACAUCAAAAUGCUCCAGGCUUAUUAUGACUCAGCAAACAUUACCCUCGACCUUACAUGGGAUGAAAUUGGUAGCUUGGUUGAUGGUAUGUUCAGUCGAACUUAUGGAGAUUUAUCUAGGAAGAAUGUGAAUUUCUACGGAAAUAAUGGCCUGUGCCUGCACAAAUACCUUGUUCCUAGUGUUGACUCUAAAAGGAGCCGGGAUUCUCUAGAAGGAGACGUCACACAUGGACAAGGAAACGAAAUGAUAUGGUUGAUGCUUCUCGUCAACUUUCUCUGCUUCGUUACAAUCGCUGUUCUCUACAUCUUGAUGAUCAUAAAAGACAAGCCAUCUUCUGUUGAAAGAGAUCAAGAUCAUGAAUUUGAUCAAGAAAAGCAGAGCAGGACGCUACAGAAGAGGAUCGCCGUGCUCAUCUCAACAGAUUUCCUGUGCUGGAUUCCCUUAAUUGUGGUAUGCACACUGCACAACCUACUUCUGAUUGAUGCUGGUGGCUGGUAUAUAACGUUUGCUAUGAUAGUGUUGCCGCUCAACUCCGUUAUAAACCCGCUCAUUCACGACAGCACAGUGCAGGGGUACCUGCAGAGGAAGUGGCAGUUUAUUAUGGGUAGUCCAAAAGGAAAAGAUUCGACAAAAGACACAGGAUUGGCCGAAGAAGACACUAAAGCAGAAGAAAAGAUUGGAAUGGAAACCAUUCAAAUUUGAGCUCAUAAACCUAUAUAAAGAGACACUGACGGAAAUACAUACAGGAUCUAUAAAUUUGAUCACGAUGCUUUGCUUCCCAGCCCAAUCGAAAUUAAGAAGCAGAUUUCAGAUUAAAUGACCUUUAUGCCAAUAUACUUCCACAUAUCAUGACAAUAAUUUUCUGGGCGUAUUUCUUAAUUUUGUAAUAUCCGGCUAAGAACAUUAUUUUUUAGUCGAAUUUUUUAAAUGUUGAGUGGUUGAAUUUUUUUUAGUGUUUUGUAACUUUCCUUUUAUUUAGCUUUGUGCACUGUUAAUCUAGGUAAGGAGUUCCACUUUCCAGUCUCUAUAUUAUAAUAAUAUUGAGUAUUUUUUAGAGAACUGUAAUUAUUUCUAUUAUUUACG